Messenger RNA from Linepithema humile (Argentine ant), 5062 nucleotides. It is a transcript of the gene EcR, whose product is annotated as Ecdysone receptor. Gene Ontology annotation, biological process: cell differentiation; negative regulation of transcription by RNA polymerase II; ecdysone receptor signaling pathway. The record is from RefSeq and is a predicted model, not a curated record. NCBI's taxonomy places the organism in Eukaryota, Metazoa, Arthropoda, Insecta, Hymenoptera, Formicidae. Gene Ontology annotation, molecular function: ecdysone binding; zinc ion binding; nuclear receptor activity. Gene Ontology annotation, cellular component: nucleus.
CGUGGGGCGCACGCGUGCAUGUUGUACGCGUUCAGUCGUUCUCACGAUAACGCGACUACGCUGCUGAUACUUGAUGUCGAUAUUCGAAACAAAUAGAAGAAAAAGAAGAAAAACAUGUCCGACAUGUAGAUCAUAUCGAGCUCGGCUUACAAAACGCGGAUAUGCAGAUGAGACGAGUGAUUGAGUUACGCGCGUGUCACUUAUCAAUGACAAGUGUAACAUGGGCACAUAUCAACAAAAGUCGCGUGCUUCGCCGCAAUCGUGAACCCCCGCUAAACAGAACUGGAUAAGUCAGUGAAAAGUCGGAGAUGACCAGACCCUGACUUGAGUCUCUACAUCUGCUGCCAUCGCAGCGCUACCAUCGAAGCCGACGGCAAAGUCGCGAGUCACGUCGCCGGCAUAUACGAGCUCCGCAGUCGCGCGCCUGUACUCUCAGCAGCUGAAGUGGGAUUUGUGACGUGCGUGUGUCAUCGCAUUUCCUUCGGAGAAAAACGUCUUUUCGUUUUAACGUUGUUUUCUGUCAAAUUCACGUGCGUGUCUGUCUCUCUCUCUCUUUUCCUCCCUCCCUCUCUCGCUCUCUUUCUCCCCUCUCUCUAUCUGUCCAGCGAACUAUCUCUUUUUACCGUAACACAGUCUUAUUCUUUCGUUGGACAAUCGAAGGCAGAAGUGCGCUUUCGCGUUAUCGAAAAAAAGACGGACAGUGUGAGAGUUGAAGAGAAAAGAAGAUGUAUAUAAAGUGAAAGAGUAGAGAGAGGGAGAGAGAGAGAACGCAAUGGCAGAGUGAGGGAAACAAAAUGGUAGAGGGGCGGAAGAGAGAGAGAAAGAGACGAACAUGUUCGGACGGUGACGAACGGCAAAGAGUGCAACGAGGACACGGCAAUCAGUCGCGCUUUCGCGAGAGGCGAGGUUAAACGCGACGUUGUUUGCAAAUUCGUGACUGUUUUCUUUACUUCUCUCUCCAGGAGACUCAUAUUCGUGAAUUUUCGCUCUUCUUGGGGAUACAUACGUAGUGCGGCAAUAAAGGAGCAAAGUGACGUGUUACACAUGUGUAUUGAGUGUGUAUAAGUGCUGUCUGAAUUUGGAAAUUUCGAGGACCGAGGAUAAAUCGGAACAUCUACAUCAGGAUUUCUACCCUACGUAUCCUGUUAUAUAUAUUGAGGCAACAACGGACAACAAUUCAACUAUGAAUAUGCAACAAAUUUUCGUACAUGUCAAGAUACGGCGGAGGCUGUGAUUACUUUAUUUCUAUUUUAAAUCGGUUGAAUCUAAUGAUUAGAAAUUAUAAUUUUAUCUUCCAAUAAUCGAUAUUUAUCGAAAGGCAUUUUUUUAGUCACUAAAAACGCUGUCGUAAAGUAAUGAGAAAGACACAGAAUUAAGUGACAAUAGAAACGAGAAGCGCCAAAGUGUUGGCUGAAAACAAAGACGACAGGACUUGAGUUAUAUCACGAGAAGAGGAUCUGUCACGGUGGCCAGUUUAGUAAGCGGCAACGUAGCAGUGCGAUACAAUGAAGGGUCGGAGGUUGUUGUUACGGGGGAUGUCAUCCUGGCAGCCUCAUCCCGGCUAAGAGGAACGGUUGAUCCGUUAACCACGACGACGACGACGACGACGUCCUCCAACAUGGAUACCAGUGGCGAUUCGAGUAUGGACACCACUAAUAGCGGCCCCGCUGCUACAGGUGUCGGCGCGAUCGCUUCCGUCGUCGCCAGUGCCGCAUCUUUGACGCUGGUUAAGUCAGAAAGGCCGGACCAUCUCGCGGGAACGUCGACGUCGCCCGCGACGGUGACCGCCGUGGCCGCUGGACCGAUCGGCACAGGAAGUGGUCUCUUCGCCAGUAUCGCUAAUAGCAAUAAGACAGCUAGAUCGGACGAUUGGCUGGCGACAAACAGUCCUGAAUCGCCGCAAAGCUCUUUGAAUCAGCACGUGGUUUACACCGCUUCGCAGCAAUUGUCGGAGCAACAGCAGCCUCCUCUAGCGCACUCCAGUCCGCUCACGCAUCAACAGCAGCAAGUCAGCAAUAAUGGAUACGCAAGUCCGAUGAGCACCAGCAGCUACGAUCCAUACAGUCCCAAUGGUAAAAUUGGUCGGGACGAAUUGUCUCAGCCAGGUUCAAUAAACGGCUACGGAAGUAAUUCCGGGGGUGGCGGUGGCAGUGGCAAUGGUGGCGGCAACGGCGGCGGCAGUGCAAGCGGUGGUAGUGAAGCGUGUGACUCGAAGAAAAGAAAAGGACCCACACCACGGCAACAGGAAGAACUGUGUCUUGUAUGCGGCGAUCGUGCGUCUGGUUAUCACUACAAUGCUCUGACGUGCGAGGGCUGUAAAGGUUUCUUUAGACGCAGCAUCACCAGAAACGCCGUAUACCAGUGCAAGUAUGGCAACAACUGCGAGAUCGACAUGUAUAUGCGCCGCAAGUGCCAGGAGUGUAGGCUGAAAAAGUGCUUGACAGUCGGCAUGAGGCCAGAAUGCGUUGUACCCGAGUAUCAGUGUGCGGUGAAGAGAAAGGAGAAAAAAGCGCAAAAGGAAAAAGACAAACCGAAUAGUACGACGAUGAACGGUUCACCAGGCAGCGCCGGAAUGGGUGAACAGAUGGGCGUCAAAAUCGAACCAGCGGAAGCCGAAUCGUUAUCCAUGUCCGGAAGUAGCGGCAUUCUUACUCCCGUCAGUCCUUACGCCCUAAAGCCCAUCAGUCCUGAACAGGAGGAGCUGAUAAACAGGCUCGUGUCUUUUCAAUGCGAAUUUGAGCAACCGAGCGAAGAGGACUUGAAAAGGAUUACCAAUCAACCAAUGGAAGGCGAGGAUGCGAGUGACUAUAGUUUCAGGCACAUCACCGAAAUCACGAUCCUGACUGUUCAGUUGAUUGUUGAAUUCUCGAAAAGGUUACCCGGUUUCAACGAGCUGCUGCGCGAAGAUCAGAUCACCUUGCUGAAAGCAUGCUCCAGUGAGGUGAUGAUGCUGCGAAUGGCGAGAAAGUACGACGUGCAAACUGACAGCAUUAUUUUUGCUAACAAUCAACCGUACACGCGUGACAGUUAUAAUGUCGCGGGAAUGGGAGACACCAUUGAAGAUCUUUUACGAUUUUGCCGACAAAUGUACGCCAUGAGAGUCAACAAUGCUGAAUAUGCUUUGCUCACCGCUAUUGUAAUUUUCUCCGAGAGGCCCAACUUGCAAGAAGCAAAAAAGGUGGAGAAACUUCAGGAGAUUUAUCUGAAGACAUUGAAAGCGUACGUGGAUAAUCGUCGUCGACCGAAGUCCGGUACGAUCUUCGCUAAGCUCUUGUCGGUUCUAACCGAGCUUAGAACCCUUGGCAAUCAAAACAGUGAAAUGUGCUUGAACCUGAAAUUUAAGAACAAAAAGCUGCCACUUUUUCUCGCCGAAAUCUGGGACGUGGUGCCCUAGUUUCCCAGUGGCCGAUCAACGGCGAUUGCGCCGGUCGGCUGAACAAACUUUUUGACGUCGAAGUAGCAGCAGCAGCAGCAGCAGCAGCAGCAGCAGUAACGGCGUUGACGCAUGGACGUGGAAAACGGCCUGCGCGACUCAUACUAGUGCACCACUAUGCCACUGCCUCACCGUCGCAAGUCAACAUAUUGUAUCAGACGCCGUUUUAGAUUCAUUACGGUCAUUUGUUCUUUCUCGAUGAUCGAUCACUUCUAGAUUUCCGACCUGGACUGAUCGAUCUUUGUACAGUUUGUAAAGACAACCAUAAAUAAGCCGGUCCCACUCGCAUGUGAUAUUACGCGGAUAAAAUUUAGAAUUUAUGGCGGUGUGUAAAAUAAUACAGUUUGUUUAAAAUGGAUGUAUUAAUGACAAUGAAUGCAAUGUAAAGGUAAUUCAAAGGAUAUUCGCAGGGAUCACCCUGAAGGUAAAGGUAAUUCAAAGGAUAUUCGCAGGGAUCACCCUGAAGGUAAAGGUAAUUCAAAGGAUAUUCGCAGGGAUCACUCUGAAGGAACCGCCUUCUUGGUCAUCACGGUACCUCAUUGUAUGAAACGCUCAUGGUAUGAAUGCAAUGUAACUCUGUGAUAAAAAAACGGAUAGCUACUCCAAAGUAUUGGAGUAUGUAUUGGGUACAUGGAUAAUAAAAGAUUCUGAAAACCGAGGCUUUAGACAUGGUAUUGAAUCUAUACAAUCUGUGGAGCUAUCAAUUCUCCACAGAUCUGUCUCUAAAAUCUAUAACUUCUGUAAUAUACAUCUAUCGGGGAUCAGAAUCAUCUCUAUCCAUUGAUAUUCUUUCUCGUUUGCAAAAUUGCCAAUAUUUGGAAUGCUUACGUGAAUACGCGAGCCACGUGGGACCGGCUCGAGAGUGAAGAGAAGGGUAAGGCCCCGCACGUUGGAAACGCGCGCGUUCCAACGGCAGCGGUGAACGAGAGACCCCUCUGUGGAGUGGGAACAAGAGCGAAAGAUUAUAUACAGUUGUGAGAGAAAGGCAGUGGCGCGGCCCAGGCUGUGAUACAGAACAGUACAGAAUGAAGCUACCUGCAAUUUACAUUUUAUCGCUAUUUCCCUUACCUGGAUACAUCCUUACACACAAACGAUAUGUAAAUGUAAUGUAUUAUAUGAUAAGGUACUGAUAUAUCGGACGAAUCACGUUCGUCAUUCAUGAGAAAAUGAAUAGCGGCAAGUGCGUUUAAUCUGAAGGUGGGAAAGGGUGGAAGGUAUAUUAACAGGUUUGAGAAUAGGUGAAUCGUGAUAAUGAUGAUGAUUAAUAAUUUAAAUAACGUCGGUAAAUCGACGAUACCGCUCGCGAGAAGAGAGAAGAAAGUUCCAGGAUUAAAAUCCUUAGUCAUCAAUAAUACAGGUUUCUCCCAGGUUUUUGGCGGUAAGAAGAGCGAAUAAAGUCCAUGGACGCUGUUGAGCAGCGUUAUACAAAUGGCGCGUAAAGUUAAAAAAAAGAAAAAAGAUACGAUAUGCAUAACAAUACCAUAGAGUCUAUAUCACCCAUACACAUACAGCAUAAUAUAUCUUGCUAGGAUGUACAUUGUUUAUACCAGAGAAAAGGAGAGAGAGCGUGAAGAAGUAGGCGUGUAUGUGCGCGCGUAUGUGAAAGAAAGAGAGAGAGAGAGAGAGAGA